Molecule: messenger RNA, 2400 nt
Organism: Helobdella robusta
Lineage: Eukaryota; Metazoa; Annelida; Clitellata; Rhynchobdellida; Glossiphoniidae
Exons: 16
Coding region: 1-2400 (799 amino acids)
Biological process (GO): monoatomic anion transport; monoatomic ion homeostasis; transmembrane transport
Cellular component (GO): basolateral plasma membrane; plasma membrane
Molecular function (GO): solute:inorganic anion antiporter activity
Source: RefSeq, a predicted model, not a curated record
AUGCAUCACGCUGAACGAACAAACGAACGAACAAAACCCCAGAAAAUCCCAAUGACGGAUUUCACGACGGAAAUAAGAGCAUCCGUUGACCUUGAGAACUUCCUGGCAGCCGAGACGAGUCUGGUGUUGGACGUCCCCGCCUCCAGUCUGGAAGCUGUAGUGGAAUGCUUGCUGAGGAGAACUCUACAUGCCCAUGAGAUGUUCACCGCAGCUUUCCAGGAUGCUAAGAAAUCUCUCUUCAUUCAUGAUUCAGGUUGUCUGUGGUUGCAUUGUUGUGUGAUUCUCUCGAGGUCCAUUCAGAGCAGGUGCAAGACCAGCACAGGAUGCUACGACUACGAACAAUCCUGGCUCUGUAUCUUGGGCAGUCUGGCCAGCAUUCAACGCCGAAAUGUUGCAAUUGCCCGAUUGAAGUCACCAACAAAUCUGGGAAGGACGAGUCAGGAAGUGCGGUUCGUCGUGUUGGUGGUGGCCCCCACCAAAGAGAAAGGAACGAAGAACGCAUUGGAACUCGGCAGAACCUUCUCAACUCUUUUCUCCGACACGAGUCUCCGCCAGAAAUUGCUGGCCGCCGAUGGCGAGUUUGAAUUCAAGCAGUUCCUGCGACAACACCAGCAGCAACAGCAAACUGAAAUCACUACGCCCAGUGAUUCAACAAAAACAACGACCACCAUGUUCUCGCAGCACGUGUUCCACCUCUUCUCCAGAAGGAAACUGACCUUUUGUAAGGGCAUCAAGAAAGACUUCUUGCUGAGAGUUCCAUCCUACGUGUCCGACUUCACCGACGCAUUUCGCAGCCGUCACAGCAUACGCAAGGUCAUCUCGACGACUUUCUUCCUCUACUUCGUCUGCCUCUUCCCGGCCAUCGCCCUCAGCGCUGUUAAUUAUGACGUCACUGGAGGAUAUUUCGACAUCAAGAAAGCUCUCUGCUCCCAGACAAUUGGAGGUUUGACCUUUGCUCUCGUUGGAGGUCAACCAACCAUUAUCAUCAUGACAACAGCUCCUUUGGUCCUCUACACAAAAAUUGUCUUCUUCAUAUCUCGAGAUUGGGACGUAGAUUUCGAGACCCUCUUCGCCUGGACCAGCUUGUGGAAUGCCAUAUUUCUGCUCACUUAUGCUUUUCUGGAUGUUGCCAAAUGCAUGAAGUUCUCUACCAGGUCGAUCGAGGAAGUGUUUGCACUGUUCAUCGCAAUAACAAUGAUGUCGUACGCUUUCAAAGACGUCGUCCACGAUUUUCAAUCUAAUUAUUACUCCCCUGUCUGCAAAAACCUCUCGUCAACGAGCUCUUCAACAUCAACAAAAAAAUCCGCCAAGCCAUUCAUUAACAUUGCAUUGCCACCAACCAGCACUACGAUAUCAGCGACAGUUUUAGAAACCAUAUCAGCCACCACCUUGCUGUGUCUGCUGCUAACACUUGCAGCUCUCUGGUUCAGCCUCUUCUUGUUCAACUUUACCAAAACUCCAUUUUUAAACGCGAGUAAACGCUCCCUGCUGGCUGAUCUCUCCCUGCCAAUGGGAGUCGUCGUCGUCUCCAUUGUUGGAUCCUUCAUAUUCAAGGACGUCAAGUUGACACACGUUCAGAUGAACAACCGACCAAUCGUUGAAAUAAUAAGCCAGCACGCAGGGACUUCCUGGUCAGUUGUACUUGGUGCUUUCGUACUUGGGUGGUUGAUGUCCGUACUCUUCUUUGUCAAUCAGACUGUGGUCGAAGGAAUUGUGGGCAGUCGAGAGAACAGAUUAAAGAAAAAUCAAACAUUAAAUUGGAACUUACUGAUCGUGGCCAUCCUAAACAUGCUGCUUGCACUCCUCGGUUUGCCUCCCGUCCAUCCAUCCCUGCCCCAAACUCCUCUUCACAUUCUGGCUCUGGCUGAACUUGAAGAAAGAGUGGAUCAGGGGAAAGUCAAUCAGAAAAUCAUAUCAGUUACUGAAACGAGACUGACCAGUCUAUUGAGCCACAUAUUGAUCGCACUGACCAUGAUGGUCAUUCACGUGCUCUUCCUCAUCCCAAGAGCAGUACUCAACGGACUCUUGUUGUACCUGGCUGUCACCAUCAUGAUGAGGAAGAACCAACUCUUCGAAAGACUCAUGCUCAUGGUCACAGAGCAGGCUUCCUACCCGCCAACGCACUACAUUCGAACCGUGCCGCAGAGGCGCAUCCACACGUUUACAAGUCUCCAGAUGCUGCAACUCAUCAUUCUUUGUCUCGUGGCUCUCUGCGGCAUCAACUACAUCCAGAUAUUUUUUCCGAUUGUUGUACUCCUAAUGAUUCCUAUCAGGUGGGUGGAGACUUUAUUGAGAAUGACAAUGAUCAAACGACAAUGGUCAGGACGGUGUUGUUUAUGGGAAGUUAACUAUAUGAUGACUCUAAUUCAAUGUGAAUUAUUGAAAUUAUCAGCAACAUAG